AUGAUAAAAAAGGAAAUUCUACAAGAUUUGGACGGGGUUGACCUGACCCCUCCCCCAUGCUGGAUAAUGACGCGCCUGCCUCCCAGUGCUUCACCAGGACCGGAGGCCACCUUAAUGCCUGAUCCAGGGCCAGGUGAAGUUCCUGCAGCAGCCGCUGCUCUUCCUCCAGCUCUCUCGGAGGUCAUAAAGCCGCCGUUUUGGCAGGCUCCGCUCCCGGUGACAGAAGCCUCUGGCCAACACUUCCAGGAUCCGGCUCCAACCGAACCGCCCAAGCUAUACCUGCCUCUCCCGCAUCACAGCCCAUCUUUGCCUUUGAAUGAGAAGAUCCAGUCGGGAGCACCAAACAACAGCUCAUCUGGACUUCCCCACAAGGGUUUAAAAACUUCCCAGCCAUCUUUGGGGAAGCCUUGGCUUCUGACCUGGACUCAUUCCAUCCGGAAGAGUAUGGAUGUCGGCUCCUACAAUACGGGGAUGACCUGCUGCUGGCUGCCUGAGACCAAAGAAAAAUGCUGGAAAGGGACAAAUGCACUGCGCCAGCUGUUGAUGGAAGCAGGUUACCCGGUGUCAAAGAAGAAGGCACAGAUCUACAAAGAAGAGGUAAGAUAUCUGGGUUUUGUUUUAAAGAAGGGCUCAAGGUUCCAGACCCUAAUUGUGUCCUAUAUACUGAUGGCACUAGCCUGA
Rangifer tarandus platyrhynchus (Svalbard reindeer) is the source of this 681-nucleotide messenger RNA. Lineage: Eukaryota; Metazoa; Chordata; Mammalia; Artiodactyla; Cervidae. The record is from the annotation of a GenBank genome assembly.